Messenger RNA from Rhizopus microsporus ATCC 52813, 5958 nucleotides. RefSeq lists its product as uncharacterized. Gene Ontology annotation, biological process: tRNA methylation. The record is from RefSeq and is a predicted model, not a curated record. Lineage: Eukaryota; Fungi; Mucoromycota; Mucoromycetes; Mucorales; Rhizopodaceae. Gene Ontology annotation, cellular component: cytosol. The coding region runs from base 1 to 5958 and encodes 1985 amino acids. The transcript has 11 exons.
AUGGACUAUAAAGAUACAAGACCUGUCAGACUGCCCAAGGUGUUAUUCAACUCCUGGGCAGCACUGGUUGACAAGUACUUUGAAGCUCAUCCUAACAAUAAACCUAUUGCCCCGGUCAUUCCCUUACAAAGACUCAUUUCACUUGGAGAUGCGCCUUGGAACAAACAGGUUGCCUGUAUUAAAGAAUCUGCAAAGCUGCUACAGAAGCUAUUGAAUCAGCCUUCAGAGACUGAACUUGAUCAAGUUAGACAUCUGGUCGACCCCAUAGCAUCUCUUGGAUAUUUCGCCGCUCAAGAGAACCUUUCUAGACGUAUGUUUGUUCCAAUGAUCGAAUCAUGUGCCAAAUACUUGAAAGACUCUUCCUUCAAGUCAUAUUACACGAAAUAUAUCAUGGACAAAACGACUGAGCCGUGUUUUGAGGACAAGCCAUUAUCCCAAAAGGCAUUGACUAUAUAUGCCAUGUUAAAGUAUCCGCUUGGUCAACAGGUUAUUGCAGACUAUUUUUAUGAAACACUUGAAUAUAUGACAAAUGGAUUACAGAAUGCACGAGACCAGAUAAGAAGUAUGAAAAACAGCGCCAAGACACUAAACACGAGCGCAGAUCAGUUUUUAGGGGAUAUUGAAUUCAUAUCAAAGACAAUUCUCGUCCUAUUUUCUCGUCAGUUGCAAGUUGGACCUGAGCUCUUUAAGAAGGCUGAAAUGCGAUUAAAGGACGAUCCUGAGCUGAUGUUAUUAAGUAGAGUCGUUCGAAUCUUGCUAGACGUUUGUCUUGAUACAUCGAGUUAUAGUAAAGAGUGUAAUCAGGUGGCAGGAAUGGCUAUUGGAGCGUUUCUCAACUUGGCAAACAACGCUGAAACCACGCGCGAUUUGGUACUUGGUUGCUUCUUUACGAAUACAAAAACAGUAGAAACAGAAAAGAUUAUCUCAACACUUGAUAUCUCAGAUAUGUUUGUAAGAUUUGUCGAGACUCAGUGUUGGCAAGGCCGUGAUGCUCCAAUCAUAUUCAUCUUGAGAGGGCUUUCCUCCAGCUUAAGAAAAGAAGUUAUCUUACUGGACUGUCCACCAGAUCUACGUUUUAUUGAUCCCCUUAAAGGACAAUCUUUCAAGAAUCUGAACGAAAUCUUCUUCUUCAGCAUUGACUUGUUUUGUCAAACUCCCAAUUUAGAUGCAUCAUGCAAGGUUGUUGUAUUUGAAUCCAUGGCAACAUGGCUUCAACAAACAAAGGAAAUCAUGGAGCAGAAUAAAGAGAAGCAUAUUAUCGACUCAAUUUCCGGACCAAUUCACUCUAAAAAUAUGGAUAGACUGAUUUACUAUGUUUGGGACCACUGGGAUGAUCCAAUUGACUCUAUUCAACACAAGGUUAGAUCCAUUUUUGAACUUGUAUUAUCACUUAUGCAAAUCAAAUCAAACUUUUACAACCAAGAUCACAUAUACAACGAGUUUUUACAUCAUCUCUUGAAAAACAUGAUCAACAUGGAUUGGCACAAAAAAGUUAAAUAUGCACUUUUGAAUAUGCUUGUAGAAAAAGUAGAAACAGAUGCCUUUCUUAAAGUUGAGCCUCGCUUGAUAGAAAAGUGUUUACAAGCUAUGGACAGCCUCAUCCUUUGUCCACAGAUCACGUAUUUCUUGCUGACAUUCUUAUAUCGACGCAUACAAGACACCAUACCAGGCCAUGAAAAAUUUAAUGGUCACAAUGGGAAAAUAAAAUAUGACUCGAACUCAAAACACGCGGUGGAUGAAUGGAUUGCUCUAUGGGCUUUACCCUUGCUUCAAAGCUUAACUUCAUCUUUUGAAUUAGUUCGAAAGAAUACAAGUGGAUUUUUGUUACAGCCUCUUUUUAAAGUGUCGUCUCAGUCAUUUUGGUUCCUGGUGAAUAUUUUGCAAGAUGUGCAUGAUUCAAGGUGGAAGGAGGAUACGCUUGAUUCAAGGUUUCGGUUAAAUGCGUUUAUUGCUGUUUUAAAAUCUGCAAGAGCUCUUGAUAUCAUUGAUGGAAAUGCAUAUACAUCUGAACCCACUCUAGAAAAGACCAGAAUCCCUAUCGACGUAUUGAAGCUUGCUGUGCAUCAUAGCGACCCUCAAGUUCGUAUUGAUGUCCUUGGACUUUUAUGCGAAUCUCGAAAAGCCACAGCCGAAGUUACUUUUAUUGAAUUAGAUAUGGUUAAAACGUUUCUGCCUCUAAACAUGAACUCCACCGCCCCCGAGUUCCGUCAGCAGAUGUGCGCUCAUCUUACAAAACUAUUGGUCCGCUUACGCGGAAACCUCUAUUCUCAAUAUCGCGCUUAUAAGUUGUCCGAGGCAAAGGAUGCCAAGAAAGGAGCAUCAGAUACAACAGACAUUAUGGCGCGUAUUGAACAGGGUCGAUCCUUCUUAUUCUGGCUUUGUGAUUUUAUCUCUGAAUCACUGUAUCCUGGUGCAUCAUACCAGCGCGUUGCAACAGCCUUGCGUAUGCUAAGCAUCCUGGUCAAGACGUUUGGCGUUACCGAAUUACCACCCAUUGAAGGCUUUACCGAUCGACAACCUGAGUUUCCCUUUCAGUUACCACUUGCAACAGCUCGUCUAUCAAAGCUUUUGAUCAAUGUCUUUAUGAACCCUUACGAUUUUAACCGUGUUCAAGCGUUCGAUAUAUUAAAUCAGUUCCCUAGCCCCUUGCCAGGGAUAGAAUCAAAACAUGACGUACAAAAUCUGCUUUGGUGGGGCCUGAACAAUGUCGUAAGCACGCGUGCUAACGAAAGCGACAGUGGAGCCAUGGUAUUCAGACUGAUAUUCAAAAAGUAUGUGGUUCAUCUUGGCUUUGACCUGAAUCCCGAGCAAGACAGAUUACAUGAAAGUAAAUUCAACGAAAAGACGAGUGCUGCAGUUAUCUUUACAGAAAGACUGCUCGAUUUACUCGAAAGACAAGUAGCAGUUGCUAAAAGCAACUUGCUUUUGGCUGCUCAACAACAUCCAAUGCAUGGUACCUUACUUGCUCUUCAGUACGUCUUUUCUGAGCUUGACUAUAGGAGCGAUGCGGUUCAGAAAAAUUUUGUUGAUUGGAAAAAGGUGCAUAAACGUGCUGUGUAUUUGAUUAAAGAAGCAUGUGAUGCUGCACUAGAUGUCCUUUCAGAUCCUUCUCCUGAGGGAAAUCUACCUCUAAAUUACCAAGAAACAGACGAUAUGGAUGAGCAACUACUGGAUGAAAGCUUAGAGGACACUACUUCUGGACCAAAACAUCAGAUCAUCCUUAGUUGCUGUUGGCGUGCUGUAAAGGAAGCAAGUUCUCUGUUGCAAGUCAUGAUUUCGAAUGUGCCUAUUACCUCCCAAGAUGCAACCAAUACCAUAUUUACUCUCGAAGAUUUGGUUGAUGCCGGCGAACUAUUCCACAGCCUUUUGACGAACAUUCGUCAUAGAGGUGCAUUUUCCUCGGUGUACCCUGCCUAUGUAUCUUUGAAUAUGAAAUUAUUAGCAGUGAAGGACCUAAGUAUCUCUCAGCUUCCUUCUCGUUGGCUGCAAAAUGAUCUUGAUGGCCUGACAUCAAGUAAUAUCUCUAUUACUAGACGUAGCGCAGGCUUGCCUCUGUGUAUUCUAGCCGUGCUCAGUAGUGAACAAUCUAUUAAAAGGGAGCUGUUAGCUAGUGCAAUGAAGCAAUUAAUGGCGCUGGCAAGCCAAGAACCUCCCAGGGACGCUGACCAGCGCAUUGACUUGCCUCAAGUACAUGCAUAUAACAUCAUGCGAUCUAUUUUUAUGGACUCCAAGUUAGGAAAUCAUGUUUUGGAAUAUGUGUCCAAAGGCUUCUCAUUAGCAAUUAGUGGUUUCUCAUCCUUUAGCUGGGCUAUUCGCAAUUGUUCAGUCAUGUUAUUCUCAACCCUUUUACAAAGAACAUUUGGCACAAAGAAGACUAAGGAUGAACACAGUCAUGUCAAUACACUGACAGGCCGUGAAUUUUUUGUCAGAUUCCCUGACCUACACCCAUAUUUGUUGAAAGAAUUAAAGGUCGCUGUAGAACAUCUUUUGAACAAUCCUACUGCUGCAAGUGUUCAUCCUGGUCUCUAUCCCAUGCUGACUUUAUUAUCGCGCAUGAAGCCAUCUUUGGAAAAAGAAGACGAACAAGACAACGUACUGGCACCAUUUAUUCCUCUCGUCAUGCCCUGUGCUGCUAGUGCCAUCUAUAAAACGCGAGAAAUGGCUGCUAGAGCCUUGGUGCCAUUAGUUCACGAUGUCAAUGGUGUUAUCACACAGCUGAUGGAACUUGGAGAUAAUCUGACACAGAAUCAGAUUCAUGGAAGACUUCUUCAAGUUAAAUUUAUUUUGCAUGGACACUUUUAUUCUAGUUCUGCCAAACCACAAGUCUUUACACAAUUUGUUCAACAGGUUCCUAAUGUCAUCUUGAAAUCAUUGGAGUUACUUGAAAAAGAGCGAUUCUGUCAUAUGAAUGGUGCUCUUCUUUUAUCCAUUACUGCAGAAUUUUUCUUUGAUACAACAUGGAUGUCUUUUGAGCUAUUGCAGUCCUCGACUUCAAGCUUUGCUGAAUUGCAAUUGGCCGCAGUAUCUAUAUGCCAGAGGAUUAUCAGUAAUAGCCAACUACAUGGCAUUGGAGCCUAUUUAUUAAGACAAGCUGCAGCAAACAUUGUUUUAUUGAAUGCAUUAAAUAGACCAGAUCAUGACAUAGACGACGUUCUUUAUUUAAUCGAAGAUCGUGAUUAUGAAGUUCGUCUGCUCGCCUUGGAAAAGUUAUUGAUACACUUUAAAAAGCGCGAAACAAGCAAGGACGGUUCUUGUUUAAGCACAAGGUUACACCAUAUUUUAGCACAGAGAACAUUUGAAGGCGAAGACUAUCAAAAUUGUUAUGUUAAGGCAGCUAAGCUCUUGUUGACACUGCAACCCGUCGCACCUUAUCCUGCUUCUAGUUCUAAAUUCACCAUUCAGCAAUACUGGCAUAAACUUGUUGACAAUAUUGCGGAAAAGAGACCCUUGUCUAUUAAAGAAUCUGUGCUUCCUCUGCUAGGCUCUCUGCUUGAACAGAUUUAUCAUAUGGGAGACAAGGAAUGGGCUCAGCACUGUCUUACAGUCUGGAGCAACUUUAUUUCGCUUUACAGUCAAAAGGAAACGCCCCUACCUUUACGAGAGGCUACUGUAAAAUCUAUCAAGCAUGCAUCCAGUUUCUUGUUUUCACAAGAACGGAGCAUGAACGCUGCUCGUGAUGCAAAGGUUUCUGUACUCAUUUCUAUCACUCAACUCUUGCAAGAUGACGAUGUGGAUGUUCGUAUGGAUACAGCUCAGAUCGUGUCAGACGCGUUACAUUUACAAAGCCCGGUGCACCAUGAACGUGCUUUAGAGCUAGUGAAUAGAUAUCUAAUAGAAAAUUUUGGCUCCUGUCAUUUAUUAAAAGCAGCCUUAAGCGCUGCUUUAGCAAAUGAAGAAAGUCUGAAAACAAUUUGGGAGAAUGAGCUCUUAAAGACAAAGGCCUUGUUUGCAAAGGAGAAUCCAAAUAUUUAUAAGGAAGAAUUAAUCGAUGUACAAUUGGCCAAGGUUGAUCUAGAUAUCCUUUGCAUGACGAGCGAUAUGGCUCUUGAUGUUGAAAAGAUAAAGGCACUCUGUGAUCAACUUGGUGCUUUUGCAAAAUCAGCUAGAUCCAUGUCCACAACGUUUAUGCAACAUGGCCCAUACGGUAUAACUUCAACACUCAACUUAUUUUUAGCUGUAUAUAAAGCAAUACUUGCUCUACAUGUUCAAAUCGGUCUUUUAGGAAAUACAGAGCAGUCUACUAUUGCUGAUAGUUUAAUGUCAUUGCUUGAAGAACUUUCAAGACGCCUUUCAAGCAUACAAGAAAAUUGGGUCCAUCCUCUAAUUUGGCAACUAUUACAUGGUAAAGAAGGGUUAUUACCAGAGCUUCUUUAUGUAUUAAAGUAUCGUGGUGGUCGUGCUUCAUUUACCAACAUGUUCCUCUUGGCACCUGAUAUGAAGCAUUAUAAAAAACAAUAG